Spirometra erinaceieuropaei is the source of this 873-nucleotide messenger RNA. NCBI's taxonomy places the organism in Eukaryota, Metazoa, Platyhelminthes, Cestoda, Diphyllobothriidea, Diphyllobothriidae. The record is from the annotation of a GenBank genome assembly.
AUGGGUUCGCCGAUUUCGGGAUUCCUCGCCGAGGCGGUCCUGCAACGGCCAGAGUCGCUGGUCUUCCAACACCACAGACCAAAAUUCGGGGCCCGGUAUGUGGAUGAAACCUUCGUCGUCAUCGAACGGGAUCAGGUGCUGACAUUCCAAGAACAUCUCAACGCCGUCUUCCCGGGCAUUCAAUUUACGAUGGAGGAGGAUGAGAACAGCCAGCUGGCCUUCCUGGAUGUCCUCGUAUGCCGUAAAGAUUGUGGUGAACUAAAAACCAAAGUGUUCAGGAAAGCGACAAAUACGAUGCAAGUACUGAACUUUAACAGUAACCCCCCAAUCAGCCACAAACGCAGUUGUGUAAGGACGCUCUAUCGGCGUGUCGAAACGCACUGCAGUGAGCCGGAAGACAAAAUUGCUGAACUACAAUACCUCCGACGGGUAUUCAAAGCCAAUGGCUACUCGCGCAACUUCGUCGACCGGUGCAUACGCAAAAGGGACGAAAGGCCUAACCGCACGGACACUAAAUAUUGGCGGGCACUUCCGUAUGUCAAGAACGUUUCGGAAGCUGUCGGCCGCCUUCUCGCACCACUUGGGGUUGGAAUGGCACACAGACCGAAGGCAACCAUCAGGCGUCUGAUCAUGAAACCGAAAGACCAACUGCCACGGCUAGAAACGUCUGGAGUCGUUUAUCGGAUUUGGUGCAGUUGCGGACAAAGCAACUACGUCGGAGAAACCGGAAGACAGCUCCGAACGCGAAUGGCCGAACACGCGGCAGCGGUGCGCAGAAAUGACGCCAGCUCUCAAGUUGCGGCUCAUUCGGCGAGAUCCGGCCACACAUUGAAAUUCGAUGAGGCCGAAAUUCUCGCAAGAGGUGACAACUGA